GCAGGGGCCCAAGGAGGCGGCGGCGGCCAGCGCGGCGGAGGGACCGGGUCACAGCGAGGGGACUCCCCGAGGUCCCGUCCCCAGGCUGCAGUGACUGGGCUUUCACUGGAGCGGAAGGUGCUGGAAGGCAGACCGGCCACCAUGUCCACAUUCAGGCAGGAAGAUGUGGAAGACCACUACGAGAUGGGGGAGGAGCUGGGCAGCGGCCAGUUUGCGAUCGUGAGGAAGUGCCGGCAGAAGGGCACGGGCAAGGAGUACGCGGCCAAGUUCAUUAAGAAGCGCCGCCUGUCGUCCAGCCGGCGGGGCGUGAGCCGCGAGGAGAUUGAGCGGGAGGUGAGCAUCCUGCGGGAGAUCCGGCACCCCAACAUCAUCACGCUGCACGACAUCUUCGAGAACAGGACCGACGUCGUGCUCAUCCUCGAGCUGGUCUCAGGCGGCGAGCUCUUUGACUUCCUGGCCGAGAAGGAGUCGCUGACGGAGGACGAGGCCACCCAGUUCCUCAAGCAGAUCCUGGAUGGCGUCCACUACCUGCACUCGAAGCGCAUCGCCCACUUCGACCUCAAGCCGGAGAACAUCAUGCUUCUGGACAAGAACGUGCCAAACCCACGGAUCAAGCUCAUCGACUUUGGCAUCGCCCACAAGAUCGAAGCGGGGAAUGAGUUCAAGAACAUCUUCGGCACCCCGGAGUUCGUGGCUCCCGAGAUCGUCAACUACGAGCCCCUGGGUCUGGAGGCGGACAUGUGGAGCAUCGGCGUCAUCACGUACAUCCUCCUGAGCGGCGCGUCCCCGUUCCUGGGCGAGACCAAGCAGGAGACGCUGACCAACAUCUCGGCCGUGAACUACGACUUCGACGAGGAGUACUUCAGCAACACCAGCGAGCUAGCCAAGGACUUCAUCCGCCGCCUCCUGGUCAAAGACCCCAAGAGGAGAAUGACCAUCGCCCAGAGCCUGGAGCAUUCCUGGAUCAAGGCGAUCCGGCGUCGGAACGUGCGGCGGGAGGACAGCGGCAGGAAGCCGGAGCGGCGGCGCCUGAAGACGGCCCGCCUCAAGGAGUACACCAUCAAGUCGCACUCGAGCAUGCCCCCCAACAACACCUACAUCAACUUCGAGCGCUUCUCCAAGGUGCUGGAGGAGGUGGCGGCGGCCGAGGAGGGCCUGCGGGGGCUGGAGCACAGCCGGCGCCUCUUCCACGAGGACAUCGAGGCGCUGACGGCCAUCUAUGAGGAGAAGGAGGCCUGGUACCGGGAGGAGCACGAGAGCAUCGGCCAGGACCUGCGGCGGCUGCGGCAGGAGCUGCACAAGACCGAGGCGCUGCGGCGGCAGGCCCAGGAGGAGGCCAAGGGCGCGCUGCUGGGGGCCAGCGGGCUCAAGCGGCGCUUCAGCCGCCUCGAGAACCGCUACGAGGCCCUGGCCAAGCAGCUGGCCUCCGAGAUGCGCUUCGUGCAGGACCUGGUGCGGGCCAUCGAGCAGGAGAAGCUGCAGGGCGUGGAGUGCAGCCUCCGCUAGCGGCCCGGCCCCUCUGUCACCCCGGCCCCGCCCUGGGGAGCCCCCCGGCUGGGGCCGAGGAGGGAGGAGUGCGGGGCUGGGGUGCGCUCCGCGGGGACCAGGGAUUCCCGGCCCAGGGGUGGGCGUGGCCCGGCUCUGCCCCGGGAAGAUGGGCUGCCCGGGCCGCCGCCUCUGCACAGCUCGCCCGCCCCGCCCAGCCCCUCUCUCCUGCACCAGCGGCGCCUUGGGAACUCGGAGACCUCUGCCGGGGGUCGGGACCACCAAGACAGAACCAGCCACAGUGGACACAGGCCACACGCCUGGCGGGGCGGCGGGGCGGCAGCCGUCGAGUCCAGGGCCUGGCUCAGCAAGGAGCGCAUGGAGCCCUGGGUGCGGGGGUUGUGAGUGCCCCGGGCACACCCCGGGCUCGGAAUUGGAGGGGCCUCUGCCGCACACCCCGCACCCCGUCUUCCAGAGGCGGGAGGCGGCUCCUCUAGCGUCGGCGGUGGAGGUGCCCCGUGAGCCCGGCUCUCCGAUCCCCCACACCCUUGCUGUGCCGCAGCCUGGGGUUGGGUGCCAGGGCCGGAGCUGAGGAGGUGAUCCAGCUCAAGGACGCGUGGGUCUGCAGGUGGCGCUGGGGGGAGCGUGGCUGGGCCCGGUGCCCGGAUGCAGUAAAGGCGACAGCUGUGAAAUCUGAGGCUCUGCUUUCUCCCUGAGGCCUGGGGAGCCCCCUGGGCGCUGGGGGAGGCAGGCCCGCCGACGGGGGGCCGGGGGAAGGGGAUCAAGAGCCAGCUCUGCCCUGAGGUGCCAGAGCCACCAAUGGGGAUCCCAUCCUUGCCCCGGCCCUUCUCCACUGCCGCCUUGUGAACCGUCAGGUGCAGGCUGGCCCCCUUGAGUGGGCCGCGUAGCAUAGUCGCCUUCAGAAUGCCCUGCAAGGGCCCGUGGGCACAGCGUCCCCUUCCCCAGGGAGCCCCAGGGCCCCCCGAGGCUCCGUGCCACCCCAUUUGACCCCUCUGCUGGUGUUUCCCAGGUGCCCCUGGCUGGGAACCCCCACGAGGUGGGCCCUCAGGGAACCCGUGCCGGACCAGAGCGGGUUGAGGGGCUGCGGUGGCAGUGCCGCUCUGUGCCACUAGGUGCCGCCCUGGAGCAGGGUCUGGGCCCCAGAGACGGGGGCCUGAGGUCCAGGCUUCCGUGAACCGUGCUCCCCGGCCGUGGCCGCUCUGAGCCGAGUUCUCUGCUGCGGGUCAUGUUACCCAAGGGGCACCGGUGCGGCCCCCCUGAGCCCGAGAGGGGUUCCCGGGACAGAAGCCAGCCAGCCGCGUGCAGGGAGGAGCCGGGGAGGCAGGCUGGUGCCCCAGCUGCGGCCGCUGGCCAGGGCUCAGGACGCCUGGUGCGCAGGUUGGUCCCUGGGGCAGGUGGGACCCGUGUGCGCCCUCCAGGAGCUCUGUCGUGUCACGUGUGCCCGCUGUCAGUCCAAGGGAAUAACGCCCCACCGCCCUGAUGUCCAGCUGUGUCCCUGCUCAGGCCUGGCAGGGCCCCCAGCCGUGGUGGCCACCCGGCGCCUCGGCCUCUCCAGGCGCUCGUGUCUUUCUCUGUCCACUGCCUGUGCCCGUGCUCCUCAGGGGGAAGAGGACAAACCUCUGGUGUGACCUCAGAGGCUGCUCCGAUCUUGGGGCUCAGCUGGACUCGGGUUCUUUUCGUUGCAAUGAGAGAGAAGCUUCCGGGCAGCCAGAAUGGGCCCAGAGGGGUCUCCUGUCCCUUCCCGCCUCCCGAGAUGCUGCCUGGCUUCGGGCCCCACCUGGAGGUGACGUCCUGCUGCUGCUGCCGCCUGUACAGCCUCGGGGUCUGCAGUGUGGCCCCACAGAGGGCCCUUCUGCCCUCCCUCCCUUCCCAGGAGCCGCGUUCUGAGCCUUCAGCGGCCCGCUCAUCUUUCUGUUACCUCGUUCCGGACACUGAGGGGCACGUUUCUGUCUUUGUUUUGUUUUUAACCUAAUUUUGAAAAAAUUGAGAUACGACUCAUGA
Molecule: messenger RNA, 3507 nt
Organism: Diceros bicornis minor
Lineage: Eukaryota; Metazoa; Chordata; Mammalia; Perissodactyla; Rhinocerotidae
Gene: DAPK3
Product: death associated protein kinase 3
Exons: 9
Coding region: 142-1506 (454 amino acids)
Biological process (GO): protein phosphorylation; intracellular signal transduction; positive regulation of apoptotic process
Cellular component (GO): nucleus; cytoplasm
Molecular function (GO): ATP binding; protein serine/threonine kinase activity
Source: RefSeq, a predicted model, not a curated record